AUGGCCGCAGCUGAAAUGUCCGUCAGGAGACGACUAAAGAGGAGCUGGACGAAAGAUCUUCUUUCCUGGAUUAAGGAUGUAAAUCGAAACCAGGAAAAGGAAGAACCGUCUGUAACAGAAGCCCUUCGCCCUAUAGGAACACGCACCGGAACUACACGCAGCAGGACAGCACCGGAUCACGAAGAGCGAGCAGCAGUGUAAGCCAGGUUUCGGGCGACGAGCGAAGGCAUCUUUGCGAACACACCAAACUGAACGCCGAAGCUGGUGGAAUCGCAGCGUAUGGUUCCGUGGUCUACCAGCUCAACCAUGCGAAUCUCGAGGCAACUGGGACCUGCGAUUUCUUGGCCAGAGCUUUGGGCAUAGUCUACAGGACAGUUGUUGUUACGGUUGCCUUAGUAUGCUUGACAGCAUUGCCCAUCAUCAUGUUCAUCAUGGGUAUCCAGUUCGUGAGAGACUGCCCUAAGGAGCCGAGGAUCCCGAUCUACAUGAUCGUCGGUGGCUCCUUCGGGACGAUCAAGAUGUUGUGGAUGAUCUGGAGGCAGGUGCGGUCGAGGAGGUUCGAGCGGCGGCAGCAGCGCGGAAUGGCCCCGGCACUCUCCGCUCCCAGCAGGGUCGCCGACUUCUUGCUAACCGCCUUCCUUCUCGUCUGGUUCGUCUGCGGCAACACCUGGAUCCUCAGCAUCUACUGGCCCCAGUUCGAGCCCAAGCUCUUCGACCCCAACAACUGGUGCCACAAGUCCCUCUACAUCUUCGCCUUGGUGCAUCUCGGCGUACUCUAUUCAAUCGUAGGUAUAAUUAUCCUCAUGUCCCUCCUCUUCUUGGCCUGUCAGCUCUCCAGCAGCCUCUUCGUAUCAUGUGAGUAUUAAUAUCGUAUAAUAUUAGUCUAGUUUGAUGUAUUAAUUUCGUUUUAAACUUACAACGCCCUAUAAAAUUUUGCGUAGAGCAACACUUAUAAUUUAUUACCCUAUAAAUUAUUUUUAAAAAAAUUGAUAAUAUUUAACUUAAUUUGUUAAAAAAAAAAAUAGAACAAACCAUAUUUAACUAACCAAAACAAAGCUUUGGAAUUGGUUGUAAGGGGUAUAAAACAAAUAUUAAUAAACAUGUAUAAUGAGCUAUAACGUUUGGGCAGAUCAACAGAGAACGGAUUUUAUAGAUUUAUUUAUAUUUUUAAUGUAUUAAUAACAUCAAAACCCUUUCAGGCAUUUUAAUAAUUUUCACAUAUUUUUAUUUUGUAUACGAAUAAUAGAAAUACAGAUUUUUUAAAUAUUCCUUUGACACUCUCUUUGUUUACCAUUAUUCAUUUUAAGCUGGAAAAGUACCAAUGCAAUGGAGCCUCUCCAAUACGUGAAUCAACGUGUAUAAUGUGUACAAGUACAUAAUAUAUUCAAUUGUUUUGUUGAGAUAUUUUCGAGAAUAUCAAACCAAAAAAAAAAAAAAAUAAUAAAAAUAAAAACCUACAAUGACACGAACAAUUAAUUAUUAUGUAUAUACUUAUUUAGUCUGUGGUGCAGACCCCUUUUUAUCGAAUUAUUAACAUCCGCCUGAAACUUCAUAAAUAGUUUCAUCUCAUCGUAACCUACAACUAUUUUAUUUACAAAACUCUUGGAAUUGGGGCGUUUUCAAUCUGGAGGGGGUCAAACUUUGUCUAUCUAAUUAGGUACAAAAAAAAAAAAAACGAAAAUAACUAUUCGCUUUCUACUUGGAUCGUCAGAUAUUUUGAUCACGAAAUCGAUAAAAAAAGUUGCCCUCAAAAAUAUUGAGCCGUUUGGCAUGACCUACACUCCCAAAUUUUCAAAAUAACAAGGUUAUACAGGAAAAACGACCCAAUAUUUGUGAAGGCCACAUUUCUUAUCGAUUUUGUGAUCAAAUUACGGUAAAAUCCAAGUAGAAACGAAAUGGGUAUUUACGUAUUUUUAAUACCUAAUUAAAUAGAU
Messenger RNA from Nezara viridula (southern green stink bug), 1934 nucleotides. Lineage: Eukaryota; Metazoa; Arthropoda; Insecta; Hemiptera; Pentatomidae. The record is from the annotation of a GenBank genome assembly.